UAGCUCAGUCACCUCACACUGGCCUCUCUGCAAACAUGUCGAGCCUCCAGGUGCUGUGCUCCGGCCUGCCCCUACGACCGCUCCCCGAGAACCGGGGACGCUGGGCUGGAGUGCCCCAUGCUCCAGUCAGGAACCCCAGCCUCAGCCCUGAAGAGGAGCAGCUGGCACUCAGGAAUGCCCUGCGCUACUUCCCACCAGAUGUCCAGAAGUUGUUGGCCCCAGAAUUUGCCCAGGAGCUUCGACAGUUCGGGCACAUCUACAUGUACCGGUUCUGCCCCAGCAUUGAGAUGAGGGCCUACCCAAUCCAUCAGUACCCAUGCCAGACACAAGCAGCCGCAGCCAUCAUGCAUAUGAUCAUGAACAACCUGGACCCUGCUGUGGCCCAGUUUCCACAGGAGCUGGUGACUUAUGGAGGCAAUGGGCAGGUGUUCAGCAACUGGGCUCAGUUCUGGCUGACCAUGUCUUACCUGUCGAAGAUGACUGAGGAACAGACUCUGGUCAUGUACAGUGGACACCCACUAGGUCUCUUCCCUAGCAGCCCUGCAGCCCCGAGGCUGGUCAUUACCAAUGGAAUGGUCAUUCCCAACUAUUCCUCCAGGACAGAGUAUGAGAAACUGUUCGCCUUGGGUGUAACCAUGUACGGCCAGAUGACAGCAGGCAGCUACUGCUACAUUGGUCCCCAGGGAAUUGUCCAUGGCACAGUGCUCACUGUGCUGAAUGCUGGCCGGCGGUACCUGGGCGUUGAGAACUUGGCAGGGAAAGUCUUCGUCACCUCUGGACUUGGUGGGAUGAGUGGGGCUCAAGCCAAGGCUGCAGCCAUUGUUGGGUGCAUCGGGGUGAUAGCAGAGGUUGACAAAGCUGCACUUGCAAAACGCCAUCAGCAAGGCUGGCUGAUGGAGGUGACUGACAGCUUGGACCACUGCAUUGCAAGACUCAGGGAGGCACGGAAAAGGAAGGAGGUGCUCAGCCUCGGUUACCAUGGCAAUGUGGUGGAUCUUUGGGAGCGCCUGGUCCAUGAACUGGACACCACAGGGGAGCUCUUGGUGGAUCUUGGGUCAGACCAGACAUCCUGCCACAACCCAUUCAAUGGCGGCUACUACCCUGUACAGCUCAGCUUCUCAGAGGCCCAGAGCCUCAUGGCCUCCAACCCAGAAGCCUUCAAGCACCUGGUACAGGAAAGCCUGAGGAGGCAUGUCUCGGCCAUCAACAGAUUGGCCCAGGAGAAGUUCUUCUUUUGGGACUAUGGUAACGCCUUCCUCUUAGAGGCAAAGAGAGCAGGAGCGGACGUGGAGAAGAAAGGAGCCAACAAGACAGAGUUCCGCUACCCCUCCUAUGUCCAGCACAUUAUGGGGGACAUAUUCUCACAGGGGUUUGGGCCCUUCCGCUGGGUAUGCACGUCGGGGGACCCCCAGGACCUGGCUACCACAGACCAGCUGGCCACAUCUGUGCUGGAGAAGGCCAUUGCAGACCAAGUGAAGGCCUCUGUGAGGCUGCAGUAUGCAGACAACAUCCGCUGGAUCCAGGAGGCUGCCAAGCACCAGCUGGUGGUAGGCUCCCAGGCGAGGAUCCUGUACUCAGACCAGAGGGGUCGUGUGGCCAUUGCCAUGGCCAUUAACCAGGCCAUUGCCAGUGGGAAGAUCAAGGCACCUGUGGUCCUGAGCCGCGACCACCAUGAUGUGAGUGGAACUGACAGCCCCUUUAGGGAGACUUCCAAUAUUUACGAUGGCUCUGCCUUCUGUGCAGACAUGGCUGUGCAGAACUUCGUGGGAGAUGCCUGUCGUGGAGCUACCUGGGUUGCCCUUCACAAUGGAGGUGGUGUAGGCUGGGGCGAGGUGAUCAACGGGGGAUUUGGCCUCGUGUUAGAUGGGACACCAGAGGCGGAGCGGAAAGCCAAGAUGAUGCUCAGCUGGGAUGUCUCCAAUGGUGUGGCACGGCGUUGCUGGUCUGGGAACCCCAAGGCCUAUGAAAUCAUCUGCCAGACAAUGCAGGAGGAUAGUAGCCUGGUGGUGACACUUCCCCAUGAGGUGGCAGAAGAAUGUGUGCUACAGCAGGCCCUGCAGUCCUGAGAGGGCCAGGGUCUUCUCUACCCCCUUCUUCCUUCUCCCCCACCUUCCAGCCCAGUGCUCUCUCAUCCCCACUGCACCCCCACAUGGCAUUCCCAGUGGGUCCUCUCCACAAGGCUCCUGCACUGGGAGCCACAGAAGCCCAGAGAGGUGAAGCUGCUUGCUUCUGACCACACACUGGACUGGGAGCCUUGGAAGGGCAGGGCAGGUUCAGGGGGCAAAUCCUUAAGUCUGUGUGGAGUGGACUCCAGCUUGGGUGGAAAGGAACAUCAAAUGCUGGCCAAGCUGGCAUCAGCCUUCCAAGGAUCUCUUUGACCCAUCUCAUCCCAUUGCUUGGCCUCCUUCCACAGUUGUCCCCACACUGCUCCUCUGGCUAUCAGCUCAUCUGUAGUACUUCCUAGUCAUCAGAGUUCCAGGCAUGGGUAUGCAAAGGAUCUACCUCGGGCCCUUGCUGUGGAGGAGUCCAGGGAGGAGAGUACAGGAAAUAAAGGAUGAAGCAGAGGCAAGAAUAGGAAUUCAUCCCUGGCCUGGUGGGAGUGAACAGCACAGUGCCUCAGGCAAGGUGGUCAGGUGCCUGGACAUGAGGAGAGAAGAGAGUGCUUUCCUGGCCAGCCAUGCGAGCCUGAAAACCAGAACAAGCCAUCUCCCAAGGUCUUCAGAAGCAUGUUUGGGGCUGGUGUCCUACAGGAGCUGCACUGACCUGAGGCUGGGGCCCUGCAACCCAGCUAGGUUUGCACUGAGCCCCUGCCCUGGUCCAGAGUGAGUAAAAGAAUAUUGGAUAGCCAUGCUUCCCCAGGCCUUUACCUUGAAGACGUCACUACUUUUACUCACACCCCUUCCCUUUCAGGGCCCCUGCCACUUCCCUGACCCUGUUGCCCCAGGCCCCUUCAACUUUCACCCAGGCCUGCCCUCUGGCCCACCACAGGCCUGUUGUUUCCUGAGCUGAGCCAGGGCUAAGAGGAAAACACAAAGGUAGACGAGAGAAGAGGGGGAGAAAGACACCUGACAGCCUAGCUCCAGAGAAGGCUAUGCUGCUCUGGGGUGUCUGCCCUGCUUGGUUCACACUGGAGUGGGACCAAGUAGAAUUCUUUGUCGUCUGCAGAGCAGGUGCCAUAGGGAUGGCAUGAAGGGUCCACCAGUGACGCCCUAUCCAGAACACACUAGAACCCCUGCUGUGGGAGCAGGCCUGAGAGACUGGGGUGAGGAAGAGUCCUACUUCCCUGUCCCGAGUAACCACUGAUCUUUCCUUUGCAGUUAAUUAGACUUAAGGAGACACUGAGCCUCUAGAAAAAUUUAAGUCUGAUACAAAUAGAAAAGGACACUUUAGGUCCUUGAUAUUACCAUAAUCAAAUACCCAAGGCAAUUAGCAGUAAAAGAAAAAAGGUUUAUUUUCCCUCACCUGUCCCACCUCCUCCCAAUACACUUUCAGAUAAGCCUUUACACAAGGGCUGAGCUGUAGCACAAAUCAAAACCUGCUUCCUGGAAUCUUGGUCUGUGUUUCUUGCAUAAAAUAUGAAUUUUCUUAAAUCAAGAAGUAGUUGUGAGGCCAGACAUCCUCAGUGAGAGGCCAAAGCCUCUGAGCCUCAAUUUCCAACUCUGUCUAGCAGAGCCACCAUAUCCUAUUCUCUACAGAGAGAUGACCUUGUUUUUGUUUUUUGUUUUUGUUUUUUUAAAUUCUCAAUCGCAGUACCACAGCAGGGAGUCAAACAGGGGCUGGCAUUGCAUGGGCCCCCUCAGCAUCCCUACCACCUCAUGCACCGUCCAUAUUUGGAGCUCCAGUCCUUCCCCACUCUGUGACCCUCACUGUGAAGGGCAUAAGUGGCCAACUGCCAACACAAGCUGCCGGCUCUUGUUUUCUACCAGAAUCCCCACAUGGCAUAUCCAGUAUGGAUGGGGCUAGUGUGACUGGGAAACUGAAUUCUAAAUUUUGGCAUUUUAAUUCAUUUAAAGUAAAUUUAAUCAUAUUUCAUAAGUAUACCUGAAGUACAAUGAGAAUUACAAUUAAAUAUCUGGUUUAGGCAGAA
Molecule: messenger RNA, 4087 nt
Organism: Nannospalax galili (Upper Galilee mountains blind mole rat)
Lineage: Eukaryota; Metazoa; Chordata; Mammalia; Rodentia; Spalacidae
Gene: Uroc1
Product: urocanate hydratase 1
Exons: 20
Coding region: 36-2066 (676 amino acids)
Biological process (GO): L-histidine catabolic process
Molecular function (GO): urocanate hydratase activity
Source: RefSeq, a predicted model, not a curated record